Molecule: messenger RNA, 2558 nt
Organism: Harpegnathos saltator (Jerdon's jumping ant)
Lineage: Eukaryota; Metazoa; Arthropoda; Insecta; Hymenoptera; Formicidae
Product: heat shock factor protein
Exons: 12
Coding region: 96-2102 (668 amino acids)
Biological process (GO): regulation of DNA-templated transcription
Molecular function (GO): DNA-binding transcription factor activity; sequence-specific DNA binding
Source: RefSeq, a predicted model, not a curated record
ACGGAUGAUCAUAGCAGAAAACAUCAUCGCCAGCCAUUAUAUCAAGAGACGCGAAUGUUUCGGUGUCAACGUUACUGAGCUGAUUUGUACGCAAAAUGUACGAAGGGGAGUUUUCGAAGAUACUGAAUCCCCCUGAUGGGGAACAAAAUCCAUCACAAUUGCCGAAGAAUAUAGCGAUGUUCCUUGUAAAACUUUGGAGGCUUGUCAAUGAUCCGAAAACGGAUAAGUUCAUUUGCUGGUCGGCGGAUGGAAAAAGUUUCAUAAUCAAAGAUCCGGCAUUGUUUGCGAAAGAGUUAUUGCCACAUUAUUAUAAACAUAAUCAUAUGACUAGUUUCGUGCGACAACUGAAUAUGUAUGGCUUCCACAAGAAGGUAUCUCCAGAUCUAGGUGGGCUACGAUGUGAUAAGGAUGAGAUGGAAUUUGCACACCAGUACUUUUAUAAGGAAUGUCCUACUUUAAUGGCUUAUAUCAAGAGAAAGGCUUCAAGUAGCAAAACUUCAAAUCAAGAUACUGCAAAACAACCUUUCAAACCAGAAUUAAUGUCUAAAGUAUUAAUGGAAGUAAAAAGUUUACAAGGACGUCAAGAGCAGUUUGAUACUAAAUUAGGUACGAUGAAGACUGAAAAUGAGAUAUUGUGGAGAGAAAUAAUAUUGCUAAGGCAGAAGUCUAUGACACAACAAAAGGUCAUAAACAAACUUAUUCACUUCCUUGUUACCGUUGUACAAUCGAGGAGAGGCGGUCUCACUGUCAAGAGACGUUUGUACCCGUUAAUGAUAGACAAUUCAAAUCGUCCACGUAAGAAAAAUAAAUUGUCAGAGUCGCAAGCGUCACCCACUGGACCAGUAAUUCAUGAACUCGAUACAUCUGAGCCAGGGUUGGAUUCCGAAUAUAUUGCUGCUGACAUAAUGCAAAGUGGAACUCCAACUGUCCAGAGUCCGGAGUCUACCCAUGAAUAUGUUGAAAAACAGGAACCGGUAGGUAAUGAAGCUAACACAUAUGUUAAUCUAACAGAUCCUGGAAGAUUUUUGGAUGAGAUAGACAUGUCUGAUCUACCAGAGCUAGAUGAAACACAGAAAUGUACUUCCGAACACAAGAGGAAAACCAAGGUGCCUGUUAAAAUUUUGAUUCCACCUUUGGGAAAUGGAGAAAAACCAAGGGAAGAGUUACAUUUACUCGAAAUACCGGUCGAGGAGGAAGCACCAGUACCUAUUACUUUAUUGAACAACAAGUCGAUUGGUUCAAAGCCAGUACCCGUAGCGACGGUGCGCAGUUCGAAACUUACAGCAAUGGCAGCUAACAUGAAGAAAUCUCAGCAAAACAUUGAUCUAGAAGUAGAUAUGGAAGCUUCAGUAGAUCUAGAUGAUGAAACUUCAGACAAUGAUACUUCUAGUCCAGUGGAGUUUGAAGAUAUUCCAACAGUUUCGAAAGCAUCCAACAAUAAGAAUGCACGUAUUUACAAAAAGAAGCAAUUAAUCAUCGAUCGCAGACUUAAUAAAGGGAUUAACAAGGGAUUUAAUAAUAUUUAUGGUGGUAAAAGCGUUCUGAAAAAGAAUAGUAAAUGGCACGAGAAAGAUGCAGUGGUGAAACCUUUACAUGAGGAGAAAGAUAAUCACAACAUAGCGAGUACGAGCUCGUCCAAGGACUUGUCCUUGAGCUGUCUCAAUUCAUCCAGUACAUCUGAGACUAAUUACAGAGAUUUAGAUAAUCACCUGGAAUCGAUGCAAGCGGAGCUGGACAACAUUUGUGAUUUGCUGCAUACUGAAGGCUGCAGCAUUGAUGCCAAUGCCUUCCUUGGAUUAUUCGAUUCAGAAGAACCUAUGGCAUAUGGAAUUGCAGAUUUACCACUGAAUCCGGAAUUAAAUCCGGAAAGCGAUAAAGAGAUAGAAAAUCGUUUUCCCGAACCGGGAAACGGAUUCAAUCGUGGACUCAUGACGUAUAAUUCAUCAAACUAUGAUUUUGAGGAUAUAUUUUUACUUGAGGACCCAUCAUCUUCAUUGUCAGUGCCUGAAACUAUAAGUCUAGCUCCAGAGCAAAUGUCCAAUCCUGAUUCUUCAAAUUCAAAAGAGGAAGAAACACCUUCAUUUCUCGAGAAUUUUCAAUAAAAGGAUAUGAACUCAACGUAAAUUCUACUGUUUCUGUUUGUUUUUCAGUUAUAACAAAGUCACAAAAAUUUUAACUAUUUGGAUAGAAAUGGGAAAAUAAUGAAGUACAAUAUAUCGACGUUUGGAUGAAGCAUUCUACGAGAAAAUGAUUAGAAAAAAUAAGGGCAAAUUACGGCACUUCGUAUGGUUUCAUAUUGAUGCACUUUCAGAUACAUUCGGUGAACUACCAGCUUGACGGGAUCAUGAAGUUCGCAUACAUGUAUUUGUAGUCGAAUAGUAGCGAGUCGAAUCGAAUGUGUGUGUGAUCAAAAUACUAUUUUAACUUUCCUCUUGUUGUAACCCUCGUCACCAACAAAAUAGUACUAAAGACUAUUGGCCCUGACCAUAAAAUUUGAUAUGAGAGACAGGUUACGCUAUGUAUAUAUAAUAAUAAUCUCCUAUCGAUAUAUUUUAUAU